Molecule: messenger RNA, 935 nt
Organism: Dreissena polymorpha
Lineage: Eukaryota; Metazoa; Mollusca; Bivalvia; Myida; Dreissenidae
Exons: 5
Coding region: 399-764 (121 amino acids)
Source: RefSeq, a predicted model, not a curated record
AGGCAAGGCUCGAUGGUUACAGGGGUCAGGCAGGUCCGCAUAGUCAUUCCCACCCAAGUUGCAGGGAUGACUCUGUCCACUUUUAUGGUAUUUUUCAUUUGAAGGAAGACUGCACAGGCAAAUCUGGGAAUGCACUCAGGAAGCAAAGCUUAACUUAAAUUUUACUAGAUUAUCAAUGGCUGUUUUCACACCAGAUAGGGAGUUAAAUAAUUAUUAAAGUGUAAUGGUAUGGAUGUCACUGUAACACUAACUUUGCCUUGCUUGUUUCCAUAGAGACCCUUAGUGUUAAGUCUGUGAGUGACCGCUCUCUGGGCCAGUCAGAUUCUGGCUUCAUCGAGCCAAAACAGUCAACCUCCGGAGAGGCAUCCAUAACAUCCAUCCAGAAGUCUGCUAAGAGGAUGAGAGAUGAGAGUCCUGGUGAUGAUGCUGGUGUGAAGAGGUCAAAAGAAACAGUUGCUGAGGCGUCCCCAGCAGAGGUCCCAGACAUCACGAUAACGGAAGAGUCCAGUCAGCCAGAUCACAGGCAGAUCCAGUGGGCAGAGGUCGCACCCACCCAGCAGGUGGAAGUGGAACCGAAGGAGGGGGCACAAGACACAUACAUAUCACAGGAAGCGCCGCACAUGGAAACGGCCACACAACAGAUAGCUUCAUCAUUGUACUACCCACUGACUACAAUGGAUGUAGAAAGACAGAACGAAGAUCACCAUAAGGCCACAUCAUCAAAGCCAAUGCGCCAGACUGCCUGUCUCAAGUGCCUUGUUUAAAUUGUUUGGUUUAUAUUAUAAUCUACUGGCUUAUUUUAUAGAUUAUUUGUUAUGGGAACUUGAAUGCCAGACCUAUGACUAGCUAUUAAUGAGAUUUUUAAUGAAGCUGUGCACGUUAUAUUCUGAAUUGUAAUGAAAAGUUUAUUUCUAGAGAUAUGCCUAUGACUGGCU